This is a messenger RNA of Passer montanus (Eurasian tree sparrow), 995 nucleotides long. RefSeq lists its product as uncharacterized. Lineage: Eukaryota; Metazoa; Chordata; Aves; Passeriformes; Passeridae. The transcript has 4 exons. The record is from RefSeq and is a predicted model, not a curated record. Bases 1 to 933 code for a protein of 310 amino acids.
AUGCAGGCAGGGAUGUGGGCUGCAGAAAAAGGAGCAGGACACAGGCAGGGAUGUGGAGUCCAGGAUGAGAAUGGGAUGCAGGCAGGAAUGUUGGAUGCAGGCAGGAAUACGGUUGGAUCCAGGGUUGGGAUAUGGUCAGGGAUGUGGGCUACAGGACAGGGAGCAGGAUCCAGCAGGGAUGUGGGAUACAGAGGGGCUGGGAUGCAGGAUGGGGUUGGGAUUCAGGAUGAGGAGCAGAAUGCAGGCAGGGAUGUGGGAUGCAGGAUCCAGGAGCAGGGAUCCACAGGGAUGCACAGGGACCCACAGGGAUGCACUGGGAGCAGCGCUUCCCCCCUGCCCCCUCUUCCCUUGGCAAUUCCUGUCUCCCUGAACCCCCGGAUCCAGCCUGGAAUGAUCCCAGGCUCCCCAAAAUUCCAUCCUGGCUGGGAGCCCAACCCCUUCAGGGCCUUGCCCCACAGCUUUUCCUGGUUUGCCUUCACUCUCAGACUUCGGGAAGCUGCCAGGAUUCCUUGGGAAGAGGGAUUGGGAUGCCUGGGGCUUCCUGAGGGCAGAAGAGCUGGAGAUCCACAACUCUUUCUAUGGAGCUGGUGCCCUCCUGUCCUUCCCAGAUUCCCAAGGAAAACCAGGCCCAAGCCUCAUUCCAGGCGUCUCUUGGGAACAGCCGGAAUCUGGGGCAGCACAUUCCAGGUGAUGCGUGGUCCCCAAGCCUGGCCCCACUGCCAUCUCAUCCCAGAGAUUUCCAGGAUUUUUUUCUGGAUGUCCACCCCAAUCCUUCCCUGCCUGAGGCCUCUCGGAUCCCCUUUGUUUCCAGUGCCGGAGCUUUCAGGAGCCCAUCCCAGGUUUAUCCUGGAUAUUUCCAUAGUGGAAAAUCACCUGGAAUUUCCAACUUCGGAGCUUCAAUGGAGGACAGGACUCGCCUUGGAUGGGUUUUAGGAGGAAUUUUUUCAUCCUGGGAAUGUUCGGCUGUUGGGAAGCUCCAGAGUCGUUAUCUCCAC